AAAGCCAAACCAUUGUGUUUGUAUGAAUAGAUUCUAGGGUUUUCUAUUUUAACCAUAUCAUUCGCAAGAGGGAGCGGUCUUAGUCUUCUCCCCGCUCCCCUUUUCAACUUUCUUGAACUUUUUUCACUCCAAUUUUUUGUUUGUGUUUUUCUUCUUUUGAUUCUUUAUUCAAUGCUGUUACACAUUUAUUUUCUUUCUUCCCAAACAGAUCUUCCUUUCGAUGCCGAUUUAAAAUUUUUCUAUCCAAAUUUUCUAACCCCACUUUUUAAAUUGGAAUUUAGCCCUUAAAACCUCUCAAUGCAGGUUCCCAAUUCCGAGGAAACUUCGCCUGAAGCUACCAAAACCUCCGAGAGCCCGGAAAAGUUCAAGGCCUCUAAUUCGAAUUCGGUAGUUUGUGAGGGUUGUAGCAGCAGCAAUGUCGAUGAUGAACCAGUCCUUGAUGUUUCAGGUAAAAACAUUGAUUUUUCGAUUGUGGAGAACUCCAAUGAGGCGGUUCGGGGUUUGUAUCUUUACAAAAAUGUGUUUAAUUUGAUACCGAAAGAGGUGGGUAGUCUUGGACGAUUGAGGACGUUGAAGUUCUUUGGGAAUGAGAUUAAUUUGUUUCCGUCGGAAAUUGGGAGCAUGGUGGGUUUGGAAAACUUGCAGGUGAAGAUAUCGUCGCCGAGUUUUGGUGGGUUGCCAUUGCACAAGUUGAAGGGUUUGAAAGAGCUUGAACUGUCUAAAGUGCCCCCUCGGCCUUCGGCCUUUCCGAAUUUGAGUGAAAUUUCUGGGCUUAGUUGUCUUACCAAGCUCUCCGUUUGUCACUUCUCGAUAAGAUACCUUCCUUCAGAAAUUGGGUGUUUAAAGACUUUGGAGUAUCUAGAUCUUUCGUUCAAUAAGAUGAAGAGUUUGCCAAAUGAGAUUAGUAACUUAAGUGUUUUAUUAUCAUUGAAAGUUGCUAAUAAUAAAUUGGUAGAACUACCCUCGUCUUUGUCUUCCCUACAAAGGUUGAAGAAUUUAGACCUUUCAAAUAAUAGGUUGACAUCGUUAGGCUCUCUUGAACUCAGCUUGAUGCACAACCUUCAGAAUUUAAAUCUUCAGUACAAUAAAUUUCUCGCCCAUUGUGAAAUACCUUCCUGGAUAUGUAGCAAUUUGGAAGGAAUUGGUGGAGAAUCCAUUGACAACUUUAUCAAUUCAUCUGUUGAAAUGGAUUUUUAUGAUAAUGCUAGUCAUGGAUACGAUGGAGGUCUCUCUCGUAAAGGCUCGCAUCAUCUCCUUCCAGGUCUAAUGACUGCGCCUGCAUCAAACAGUAGAUGUUUUUCAGCGAGGAAGUCUGGUAAAAGGUGGAAGAGGAGGUAUUAUUUGCAGCAGAGAGCUCGUCAAGAACGUUUAAACAACAGUAGGAAGUGGAAAGGUAUUGAUCAUACUAAGUUGUUAUCCUUAAAGGAGGAUGGGAAGUGCGAACCUGGCAGUAUAGAUGUUCUUGCUCCUGACCCUUCUGUAGAAGGGUCAUCUGAAGUUAUACUGGAUGAUGAUGAUGAUAAAGAAAUACUUCCUGGUGAUGAUGAAAGUGAGAAUCUUUUAAACAGUGGUGAGGAUAAUGAUAUUAAUGUGAAAAAAGAGUUUUAUGCAGAAAAUGGCUUAUGCAUCAGCGUUGAAUCUUCUGCAGUAAACAAAGGGGAUAAAUAUGAUAGUUCUGAAAAGAAUGAAUCUUUGGCCUCAGUUCAGAAUAAAGUUGUCGAGGAUGAAGAUUCAUUGUCAGAAACGCUAAAAAGUUAUUCAAAGUCUAAGAGGCACUGUGAGAAGGAUCUUGACAAUCCCAAACCGUGCAAGUCCCGUAGAUCUAUUGAUGAUUGUGCAAGUGUAUCUCGCAAAUAUAGUGAUACUUCGUUCUGCAGCGUUGAGGACUUCCUUCCAGAUGGCUUUUAUGAUGCUGGGCGUGACCGACCCUUCAUGGCCGUGAGGAAUUAUGAGCAAAGUUUCCCUCUUGAUUCCCGUGAAGUUAUAAUUUUGGACAGGGAAAGGGAUGAGGAGUUAGAUGCUAUUGUAAUAUCUGCACAAGCAAUGUUAUCUCGUCUAAAGCAAUUAAAUUGUCUAACCAGAGAUGCAGCUUGGGUCAAUGAGUUGCAGGUUGUAUCAUUGCUUGCUCUCUUUGUUUCUGAUCAUUUUGGUGGCAGCGAUAAAAGUGCAAUAAUUGAAAAGACUCGAAAAGCUGUGUCUGGUUCAAACUAUCGGAAACCUUUUGUUUGCACCUGCUCAACUGGAAAUAGCAUGAGUGUUAAUACUCCAACCAAUUCAAGUGCAGAAUCCGUUGAAGAUAUCGUUUUUUCUGAUAUCUGUGAAAAAUCACUCCGGGCUAUCAAAUCUAGGAGAAAUUCCAUCAUAGUUCCUUUGGGAACUGUACAUUUUGGUGUAUGCAGGCAUAGAGCAUUGUUAAUGAAGUAUCUAUGUGACCGAAUGGAGCCUCCAAUUCUUUGUGAGCUUGUGAGGGGUUACCUGGAUUUUAUGCCACAUGCAUGGAAUGUUAUAUCACUUAAGAGUGGUGAUUCGUGGGUUCGCAUGGUAGUUGAUGCUUGUCAUCCACACGAUAUACGAGAAGAAACAGAUCCAGAGUAUUAUUGCAGGUAUAUUCCCCUUAGUCGGAACAGAGGUCCUUUGUCCUCUGGAAGCAGCAGGACUGCUCAGGGUAGUUCCUUUCCUUCUUUGUCUUUCUCCGAUGAAAUUUUGAAAGCAGCUUCUACUUCACUUAUGAGGUACAAAUAUGGAGCAGUUGAGGCAGCAGCGAAGGUUCGCACUGUCGAGGUCUGCAGGACCUCAGCGAAUGAUAUUAGAAAUUUUGAGUAUGGAUGCUUAGGUGAAGUAAGAAUAUUAGGUGCUUUACAGCACUCUUGUAUAGUCGAAAUGUAUGGGCAUGAGAUAUCGUCUAAAUGGAUCUCUUCAGCAGAUGGCAAUUCUGAGUGUCGUGUAUUACAGUCUACAAUAUUGAUGGAGUACAUAAAGGGGGGAUCUUUAAAGGGCUAUAUAGAAAAGUUAUCAAAAGCUGGUGAAAAGCAUGUGCCUGUGGAGUUGGCUUUAUGUAUUGCUAGGGAUGUUGCAUCUGCAUUAGCGGAGCUCCAUUCCAAACACAUUAUUCAUCGUGAUAUAAAAAGUGAAAACAUUUUGAUUGACUUAGACAGAAAGAAGGUUGAUGGAACACCUGUUGUGAAAAUCUGCGAUUUUGAUAGAGCUGUGCCUCUUCGUUCUUUGUUGCAUACAUGCUGCAUUGCACAAUUAGGAGUACCUCCUCCCGACGUAUGUGUUGGAACACCUCGCUGGAUGGCACCUGAGGUUUUGCGAGCAAUGCAUAAACGUAAUAGUUAUGGAAUGGAAAUUGAUAUUUGGUCAUUUGGAUGCCUGCUUCUGGAAAUGUUGACAUUGCGAAUUCCUUAUUCAGGAUUGCCUGAAGUAGAAAUUCAUGAUCAUCUUCAGAUGGGGAAAAGACCACAGUUGACGGAUGAGCUUGAGGAUAUGGGUUUAUCGAGUGAGCCUGAAAUCGCUCAAUCUGGUUCAGAGCUGGAUGAAAAGAAGGCUGAUUCAGAUGCUUUGAAAUUUCUUGUUGACUUGUUCCGCCAAUGUACCAAGGAGAACCCAACAGACCGGCCAAUGGCCAAAGAGCUGUAUGAAAUGUUGAUUGCACAGUCAAGCAAGCUUACCAUCACAGUGAGAAGUUAGGAAUCAAAGUAGGUUAAAAUUAUAGGUAAUGAUCAAUACCCACCACCACCCAUUAUAAAAUUUUUGUAGCCUUAGUAGAGUGUUGUACCAUACGGAUGGGGCAUUUAUGUACUCACAAAGUUAAGCUAUUUUUCAAGACAUCAAGCGGGAGAAACUUUCAUUAUAAUUUAGUUGAGAUUUGUAAAUCUUAUAUGGUUUCUGGUACGGGCAAUUCUUAGGUGGCAUUGUAUUUUUUUUUCUUUUUACCAUGAGUAAACCUGAUUGAUCAUUAAGUUUUAAAAGCUGCCCAGAAUUUGAUUCACAAUUAUUCAGUUAUAUUAUUAAUGUUUUACGACU
This is a messenger RNA of Humulus lupulus (European hop), 4026 nucleotides long. RefSeq lists its product as uncharacterized. Lineage: Eukaryota; Viridiplantae; Streptophyta; Magnoliopsida; Rosales; Cannabaceae. Bases 298 to 3690 code for a protein of 1130 amino acids. The transcript is spliced from 11 exons. Gene Ontology annotation, molecular function: protein serine/threonine kinase activity; protein binding; ATP binding. The record is from RefSeq and is a predicted model, not a curated record. Gene Ontology annotation, biological process: peptidyl-serine phosphorylation; peptidyl-threonine phosphorylation.